AUGUUUCAAUUUAAACGACGCCUGUGUGAUAAUAAGUCUUUUGAAGAACAAAUAAAGAAAUUUCGAAGAACGUAUGAUGACAAAGAAUUAAUUAAUUGUUUUGAAAAUUUAUCCAAUGAACUUAUCAAUGAAAUUUUCGAUUAUCUUGACGGUUAUAAACUAUAUAAAGCAUUUUCAAAUUUUAAUAGUCGUUUUGAAACUCUAAUUAAAUGUUCAUCUUAUCAACUAAGAAUGGAUCUUUGUUUUGAACCAGAAGCUAUCCUAGAAUAUUGUUCUGUCUGCAUUGUCCUUCCGAACAAACAUCGAAUUAUUUCACUUAGCUUGGACAAUAUUCUUGUAGAUAAUUCAUAA
Molecule: messenger RNA, 351 nt
Organism: Rotaria sp. Silwood2
Lineage: Eukaryota; Metazoa; Rotifera; Eurotatoria; Philodinida; Philodinidae
Source: the annotation of a GenBank genome assembly